AUGUCGCGCUCUAACAUAGUAUAUCUACCAGAAUCCAUAUGUGAUCUCCAAAAUCUGGAGACUUUGAAACUUAAACAUUGUAACCAGCUUCGUAAGUUGCCCAAACGCAUGAGGUAUAUGAGAAAUCUCGUAUACCUAGACAUUAAAGGGUGCCAUUCUCUUAUUUCUAUGCCUCCUAAAUUGGGACAACUAACUUCCCUACGAAGACUAAGCAUAUUCAUUGUGGGCCAAGCUGAGGGUUACCGUAUUGGCGAGCUGAAAGAAUUAAAUCUUGCGGGGGAGCUGGAAAUGAAGAUACUUGAUAAUGUAAGAAGUCCAGCGGACGCCGAGAAUGCCAAUUUGAAGAGGAAACAUGAUCUUGUUUCUCUGAAUUUAAGUUGGGAUUAUCACAAAGAAGAAAACUUACCCAGUGAUGUUGAAGGGGUGCUUGAGAGUCUCCAACCUCACUCGAAUCUGAAGAAGCUGAGAUGUGAACAACUUCCGCCUCUUGGGAAACUACACGUCCUUAAAAUACUCAAUAUCACUGGAAUGCGUUCUGUGAAGUGCUUCGACCCUGAAUGUUAUGGAGAUGGGGAAAUUUCAUUCCAGGCACUAGAGAUACUCGAUCUUCUAGAUAUGCGGAGUUUGGAGGAAUGGACGACAAUGGAUAGACAAGAUGUUUUCCCGCGCCUACAAGUGUUGAGUUUAUGGGGCAGCCCCAAGCUAACUAAUUUGCCUGCCCUUCCAACACUUGAGAGUUGGCAGAUACAUGGCAGUGAAAUGUUACUCGAGUCGGUGAAUAAUCUGACUUCGCUUUCCUCUCUUUCAAUAGGCGACUUCCAGUUGGAGAUUCUUCCGCAUGGAUUGUUUCAAAAUCACGAGGCCUUGGAGUCCCUAAUGAUACAGUCUAUGCCCAAUAUCGAGACUCUGCAAAAUCAGAUGUCUGGUUUGUCUUCUCUAAAGCGAUUGAAACUUAAUUGCUGCCGUAAAAUAGGAAAUUUGACAGGACUCGAAAUCCUAAACUCUCUGGACUCACUUGAUAUAAUGGGUUGUGAUAGUCUUACGGACCUUAAGGGCUUGGAAGGCUUAACUUCCCUCAGAUCCUUAUAUAUUCGACACUGUCUCAAGCUAAGGUCGUUAUCGGAGGGAAUGCAACAUCUGACGCUACUCCGAGACUUGCAUAUCAGUGGAUGUCCAGAGAUACAAUCUUUUCCAGAAGGCAUGCGAAAUUUGAAUUCUCUCCAGCGUAUGGCGAUAUCGGAUUGCGAAGGAUUAAUUACUCUACCAAACUGGCUAGGAAACCUCCAGUCGCUAUCAUACUUAGAGAUUCGGCGUUGUAGUAAUCUGAGGUCGCGGUGCAAGAAAGAGAGUGGCGAGGAUUGGCUGAAGAUAGCUCACAUACCCAAUAUUUGGAUCAAGGACGAUUGA
Rhododendron vialii is the source of this 1407-nucleotide messenger RNA. RefSeq names its product putative disease resistance protein RGA4. The coding region runs from base 1 to 1407 and encodes 468 amino acids. The transcript has 2 exons. The record is from RefSeq and is a predicted model, not a curated record. NCBI's taxonomy places the organism in Eukaryota, Viridiplantae, Streptophyta, Magnoliopsida, Ericales, Ericaceae.